Messenger RNA from Cottoperca gobio, 6288 nucleotides. It is a transcript of the gene pard6a, whose product is annotated as par-6 family cell polarity regulator alpha. Gene Ontology annotation, cellular component: cell cortex; nucleus; apical plasma membrane. Gene Ontology annotation, biological process: regulation of cellular localization; centrosome cycle; establishment or maintenance of cell polarity. The transcript is spliced from 7 exons. The coding region runs from base 175 to 1410 and encodes 411 amino acids. NCBI's taxonomy places the organism in Eukaryota, Metazoa, Chordata, Actinopteri, Perciformes, Bovichtidae. The record is from RefSeq and is a predicted model, not a curated record. Gene Ontology annotation, molecular function: protein binding.
GGAGGAGGAGGAGGAGGAGGAGGACGGGUUACACCGGCACCUCACAUCCCAUACUGGAUUUACCGGACUCCACCUGUCGCGAGUGCUGUGUUUUUUCUGGCCGUGUCGUAAGCGAAUGAUAACAGCGCGCUCUGACACAUGACGAGGAGGAAACAACGACCGUAAUUCUGGUGGAUGGUUUUAUCCGCAGUGCCUCAGCCAACCAGCCAACCGGGGAGCAGAAUGUCAAGACAGCAGCAGCACCGGACGCCGUUAAAACUCACCGACAACGUGGUGGAGGUCAAGAGCAAAUUUGAGGCAGAAUAUCGUCGCAUUGCUCUGAAGAGGAACGGUCCGGGUGGCUUUACGGAGUUCUACCGCCUCCUCCAAAACAUCCACCGCAUCCCUGGUGUCGAUGUGCUGCUGGGAUACGCCGACGUCCAAGGAGACCUCCUUCCAAUCAACAAUGACGACAACUUCCACAAAGCUGUCUCGUCAGCCAAUCCGCUGCUCCGCAUUAUCAUAACCAAGAGCGAGGGUGAACAUGUAGUUUUACCCACCGACUCCCUCCAGAGGCGUAAAAAGGGGCUGGGCUUAACCGGCCUGCGCACCAGCGGCUCCGACUCCACCCGCUCAAAGAACAAACCGGGCCUUAUGAUAGGCCUGCCACAGAACUUCAGACAGAUCUCAUCCAUCAUUGAUGUGGACAUCUUACCUGAGACACACCGACGUGUACGACUCCACAAGCACGGCACCCACAAACCGCUAGGCUUCUACAUCCGUGACGGGGUGAGCGUGCGGGUGACAUCACAGGGCGUCGAGAAGGUCCCAGGGGUGUUCAUAUCUCGUCUGGUACGUGGUGGGCUUGCAGAAAGCACAGGGCUGCUGGGAGUGAAUGACGAGAUCCUCGAGGUCAACGGCAUCGAUGUAGCAGGGAAAUCUUUGGAUCAGGUUACAGACAUGAUGGUGGCCAACAGUCACAACCUCAUUGUGACUGUCAAACCGUCCAACCAGAGGAACAACGUGGUGCAUCGUGGGAGUAAAACCUCAAUGGGCAACUCUGGUUCUGUGGGCUCAGCUGGAUCUGCCGGCUCCGCUCUGUCACAUGACUCACCAAGCCCCGCCUCUCAGAGCAACCCCAUUACAGCGAGCAACAGCAUUGCCGAGGGUGACAGUGACGAUGACGAUGACGAUGGCGACCUAAUCCUGGAGAACGACUGCCUGACACCUUACGAGUCCCACCGGGUAACCAACAGUAACAACACUAACCUCAACAGGCCCCUCCCACAAAGCGUCUCAUUGCCCAAUAGCGUUGGAGCAUCCCUGAGUGACAGCUCCGUCUUGAUGUCCAAUCACAACGGAAACCCCGCCCACACAUCUAGUAGCAGUCAAGAGAGCAUGAGAGAGGACGGCAACAUAAUAACACUGUAACCAUGGCAACACUGACAGCUACACUAACAGUCAAGACUAUGGGGGGCUGUAACCAUGACAACCACAGAUGGCUGUGCUCCCGACAGACUCAGCAGCAGCUGAUGGUCCGCAGGACAGACGGCUCAGCCUGACAACAUGUCUGCCACAUGUGGCCGAGGUAACUGUCGGGUUCCACACAAUCAUUUAUUGAUUCAAUGCUAUAAUGUUUUAACUGAUCAAUGUAGACUUAUAGAGAGCAACAAGAUUGAAAAAUAAAUUGAAAUGCUCCUGUAAAAGCCAUAAGUCAGUUUGAUGUCAACAUGUUAAAGAAAUCAUCUCUCUACAAAACUGAAACAUCACUAUAACUGCAGAUGAGCUCACCACAACAAGAACCAUAUCAAGUUCAACUUAAGGGCUCUAUUUUCUUGGCAGCACAACGACCAGUGAAAGCAGCGCUCUGACAGUUUGGCGUUUUCCUGGCUUUGAUAUUCUCACUCUGCUGCCAAUCAACAUCAACAAGAGCAAAUACUUGCAGCAAAUGCACAGCAUUAAUGGAAUUAUCUUGUUGUAAAUGUAAACAACCAGUAGUUGCAUUUAAAUUCAAUUGUAAAAUGAAAGUUUAAUGUGGUUAAAGCAGGAACGUCUGCAUUUAUCUGGAAAUGAAUAUAAGUGAGUGACUUUCUUCUGCAGUAUGUGCUGUCCACAGCUGCUGUAUGAAAAGGUUCUUCUUCAGGUCUUUAAAUCCCUGCAGACGCCUGAAGGCAGCAGGACAUACGUAUGUUUGUUAAAACUGCAGCCUCUGAUUGGAACAGUGCCGCUCAGUGCGCAGCUGUUUCAGAGCUAUGAGGCAGUGACGUGAUUGGCUAAGAGCAUAUUUAUUAAUCAGCACACCCUCAAAUCUAUAUUCCACUUAAACAGCCUGUUUGCACUUUGGCUGCACAUACAUGAAGCAGAGCAGCAGGAGGAGACGCCCCACAGUGUGACCUGCAGCUCUGCACUGGUUGUUGCAUCAGAAUAGCGUCCAAAUUGUAUUAUAAAUCAAUAAACACCAAAAUAUAUUCAAGACGGAUUAAACUGGUUGAAAAUAAGAGAUUUGAUCAUAUUUGCAAUACUUUUUUCCUACUAAAUUAGUUAUAAGAUAUAAUCAAUGUUCAUCUUAUUGGUUUAAUUUAAGGCCUACAUCUUUAUAAAAAAUGUGUAUAAAUAAAAUAAAUUGGACAUUAUGUUCUUGCACACAUUAUUUUAAUAACGUUAGGCUAAGAUAUAGCUUUUACACUCUGGCAUUGCAAAUAUGGAAACCCAAUUGCUGUGAAUCACAUAUAUCAUUAUUCUGAGUUAUAAAAUGAUUUUGUCAACAGUUAUUCAGAUGGAUAGUUUCAGUACACAGUAACUAUUCUUUAUAGUUUUCACACUAAAUGUAAGAAUUAAAGAAGCCGAGACAUCGGCUCCCUCCUCAGCCAAACAAAGACACAAACACAGAUACACACGAACACACUAUGAACCAUCAGGGGUCAACAUAAACAUGUUUGAACCGUCUGAGUGCAGCGUGAGUGUUAAUACACUCUUAUCUGGGUCAUAUAAACCUGUGUGUGUGUGUGAGUGUGUGAGUGUGAGUCCAUGUCUUUGUUGCUGGAGCUCUGGGGGUAUUGCCUUACAGUCAGAAAUGUGGGCUGACUGCUCUUUGUUUUCUGUCCUCCUCUGUCUCACGUUCUGCCUCCAAUGACAGCAACAUAUUUUUGGUAUGAAUGUCAAACUGCAUCGCUGUCACAAUUAUGUUUACAAAAUAAUAUCAGCCACAUGAUGUGCAACAGAAGAUCCUUCUCUCUGUCGACGCGGCUUGCUUACAGCUACAGCUGUAUGCUUUAGUAUAUUAUUCAUUAGAAAUAAAAAUCACAAUAGCCUAAUAGAAAUAUUAAACAGAGCUCCGUAGUCUGCUUGUGACUAGUGUCCUCUGACGGUAUAAAUGCUCUUUCACUAAUCCUGCUCAGAACAGCCCUGAGGAAGCUGGAGGAAACCCCGUUUUUGUUCUAUCUUGAGUGCGAGUCAAGCAAACCUUAGACAUCGAAGACAUUUACUCCACUGAAACAACUAUUAUAGUCACUAGAUGUCAUUUUAUUCAAACAGGUCUGCUGUUGCUCUCACUGAUGGCUGUUUCCUCUAGUUCCAGAAACAAUUUUCCAAUCAGAGCUCUGGAUUACAAAUAUGUACAUCAUCGUCCUCCAUAGCUUUGUCUGUGAAACAUAGUGAUGGGAAAAUGGCAGCAGAAAUGGUCACAAGAACUGCAGAGAAUACAAUCAACAUAUUAGUUUAAUGGUCAGUGAAGCUGUAACAGUGAUCAUCAACUCUCACAGGGAGAAAGAGUUGAGUACCAUGAUGCUCAAAGCUUAGCUGCUCUGCCCUGAACAUGAAACAUGGGGAUGUGUGGAUGACGGGGGUCUAGUGUUGGACACAUUCACAUGAGACAGCUGUCAUUGUUUAAAUCCUACUGGUCACAUAUUUCACAGCUAAAACAUAAAAUGACACAGACUUACAUUAAUUACCAAAUUAAAGGUGUAUUUCUUUGCUUUAUAGCUAAAUAAUUUACAGUCCUCCACAAAUGCAGUCCCUGGACCCAGUGUGUGUGUGUGUGUGUGUGUGUGUGUGUGUGUCCCAGCCUGCUGUGACAUAAUUCAGUUCACAUUACAAUUCAAAUGUAGAUGGAGCUCCCCUGGAGGCCAGAGCUGGCAGAAGUAGAUGUAGCAUCUCCAACAAACCCUGGCUGCUUAUUAUAAUACAAUAUAUAAUAAUAUAUUAUAUAUUAUUAUAAUUUAAAUGAAGCUUUCAGUUUGGAGAUAAAAACCCUCAACGCUAAAGUCAGCAGGUAAAACACACUGUGAUGCUGAACAUGGAUCACUGAGUGAUGAGUCAAUGCUGUCCACUGAUGCUGACCUGGAUAUAUUUAGUCAAAGUUUGAUGUCAACAACUGCACACACACGCAUACACACAUACACACACACACGCAUACACACACACACACGCAUACACACACACACGCAUACACACACACAGUCACUUUUUUAUGUAUGUUACUGUAAUAUGUAAAUGUAAGAUUAUGAAACAAGGGAGAUUUUCAUUACCUGGGAGAAGUUUUUUUUAUGUAAGAACAUUUUAUAAUAUGUGUAAAAUAUGGAGAGUAUUUUUCUUAUUCUUGUACUUUUAAAUUGUAUAUGAGAGGAGACUGGGGACUGAGAUGAACAGUGUGUGUGGAGGCGUUAACAUGCACACAGUGUUCUGUUUGUGUUUAACAGCUUAAUUAAAGAUGAAGGAUGUCCUUUUCACAGACCGGUGUUUCCAAGUUUAGGUUCAACUGAAUUUGUAAUGGAUGCAUGCCUCAAUGUUCAUGUUACUGAUGGAAGUCCUGGAAUGUUCCUCACAAUGAAGUACCAUUGGUCAUUCCAAGGUUCACAUGUUAGAUGCUUAUCAUGGCUUAUAACUUUAUGCAUAAUUGUAUGAAUCAUUUAUCCUUGCUGUUGUAUGAUUGACAUGUUGUGUCCCUAAGCACAGGGAAUAAUGGAGACAAACUGAGCUACUGAUGGUCAAACACUGAGCAACCUAAACAAAACUCAAGUGGAUCACCAAGCAAAGACCACCAGAGGCCUCAGUGUGUGAUGAAGUGUCAAUGUGCACCACCAAUGUACAAUAUCAACUGAAAUGACCAGGGGCUAUCUUUACCUUUCAUAUUUCAGUUGACACUGCUUACAUGGGCUAUAUUAUUUAUUAAAUCUGUGUAAAAGGAUCAGAAGCGAGGGAGGGGGUGGGAGGCUUCAGAUCAUUUGCCCUCGCAGGCUAAUUCAGCCGUGAGUAUAAAGGAGCAGUCCAGUAUUCUGACCCAGUCAGCUGAAGACAUCCACGCAUCAGAUCCAGGACAUGCUUAUCCUAGCUUAGCACAAAGAAGAAAAGCCUAGCUUCUAAACGCUCAUAUUUAUACAUAUUUAAUUUGCUGAGUGAAAAUAGGAUUGUAAAAACAAGAGAUGAUUUGUUCAGGAGCCUGAACAAAGUGCUGUGUUGCCAGGUGCACAAUAGUGAUGAUAUUUGCAAAGUAUAAUCAUGAUGACAAAGUUUCACCUUCAUGGUUCUGAUUUGGAAGCAAUUAAUAGCAAGUUAACUGUCAACAAUGUCCGAUCACCACUCACACCCUCUCCAAACUCUCUGUUCACAAACACAAUACUUCCCACGUACAGUCCUGGGUGCACGCUGCACACACACAGAGUAGUGUUGGGCUGCCCUGCAGUGUUUGAUAAGAAGCUUCCAAGCUGCUAUUCACAUGGGAGUUUUGGGAAGGUGUAUUUAUUUUCCUUUUCGACAGUUCCCCUCUGCUUCCAGUCUUUGUGCUGAGCUAGGCUAAACACAUCCUGGAGCUAUGCAUGCGCUGAGACAUCUGACUCUGGAUAAGAGCACAAGCAGGCAUCUCAAAACAUAAAGGACUCUGAGCUCAUGGCGCUGCGAGGAUCAGUGUGAUACUAGUUACUGUGAAGAAGUACAUGUACCACUGAAGCCCUUCAUGGGAUGCAAAAUGGCACUUAUGAAAGAAAGAUCCAAGUAUGGAGCUCUAGUCAAUAUGACAUCUCACCUCCAAACUACUGCUGGUGUCGGACUGUUCCACUCUGUAUGGAGCCCGCUGAUGAUGAUGACGAUGGAUGCUCGUGUGGUGAAGCAAAAAAUGAGGAUGUCCUCCCCUGACUUUAGGGGCUUUUAGAAAACAAAGGAAGUGCCUUUCUGAGUAGGGAUUCUUGUUUCAUAAGUUCUGUGUGAUGUUCUGUCAGAGGACGGAGCGCAACACAGCUGGUUUCUAUAGAAGUCUGUAACUAAACUGUGAAUGUCAUUUGGAGAUCAAAUAUGAUGAUAAAAAUAAAGUAUUAA